This is a messenger RNA of Empidonax traillii (willow flycatcher), 2007 nucleotides long. RefSeq names its product somatostatin receptor 2 (gene SSTR2). Gene Ontology annotation, molecular function: neuropeptide binding; somatostatin receptor activity. Gene Ontology annotation, cellular component: membrane; neuron projection. The coding region runs from base 113 to 1228 and encodes 371 amino acids. The record is from RefSeq and is a predicted model, not a curated record. Lineage: Eukaryota; Metazoa; Chordata; Aves; Passeriformes; Tyrannidae. The transcript has 2 exons. Gene Ontology annotation, biological process: cellular response to glucocorticoid stimulus; neuropeptide signaling pathway; cellular response to estradiol stimulus.
CGGGGCGGGCGGCGGCGGCGGAGGGAGCAGAAUCUUCUCCUCUGCCCCCAGAGCAAGGGAGGAUGACAUCUCAGCUCCUCUGAGCCAGCAGUGCCCAGGGACCUGCAGAGCCAUGGAGCUGGAGUACGAGCUGCCCAACACCACUGCCUUCUGGUUCUCCCCGGCUUCCCCCUUUGACAACUUCUCCCUGGAGGCUCCCACCAACACCUCGCAGAACUCCACGGGCCAGCACUUCGACCUGACCAGCAAUGCCAUCCUCACCUUCAUCUACUUCGUGGUCUGCAUCAUCGGGCUGUGCGGGAACACGCUGGUGAUCUACGUCAUCCUCCGCUAUGCCAAGAUGAAGACCAUCACCAACAUCUACAUCCUCAACCUGGCCAUCGCCGACGAGCUGUUCAUGCUGGGCCUGCCCUUCCUGGCCAUGCAGGUGGCACUGGUGCACUGGCCCUUCGGCAAAGCCCUCUGCAGAAUUGUCAUGACGGUGGAUGGGAUCAACCAGUUCACCAGCAUCUUCUGCCUGACGGUUAUGAGCGUCGACCGGUACCUGGCUGUCGUCCACCCCAUUAAAUCUGCCAAGUGGAGGCGGCCCAGGACGGCCAAAAUGAUCAAUGUGGCUGUUUGGGGCGUCUCCCUGCUGGUGAUCAUGCCCAUCAUGAUUUAUGCUGGGGUGCAGCACAACCACGGCAGGAGUAGCUGCACCAUCAUCUGGCCAGGAGAGUCGGGUGCCUGGUACACGGGGUUCAUCAUCUACGCCUUCAUCCUGGGCUUCCUGGUGCCUCUCACCAUUAUCUGCCUUUGCUACCUGUUCAUCAUCAUCAAAGUCAAGUCCUCGGGCAUCAGAGUGGGCUCCUCCAAGAGGAAAAAGUCUGAGAAGAAAGUCACCAGGAUGGUCUCCAUCGUGGUCGCCGUCUUCAUCUUCUGCUGGCUCCCCUUCUACAUCUUCAACGUCUCCUCGGUCUCCAUCAUGAUCGUGCCCACUCCCGUCCUCAAGGGCAUGUUCGACUUCGUGGUGGUCCUCAGCUACGCCAACAGCUGUGCCAACCCCAUCCUUUAUGCCUUCCUGUCCGACAACUUCAAGAAGAGCUUUCAGAACGUGCUGUGCCUGGUGAAGGUCAGCGGCAUGGACGAGGCGGACCGCAGCGACAGCAAGCAGGACAAAUCCAGGCUCAACGAGACCACGGAGACCCAGAGGACCCUGCUCAACGGGGACCUGCAGACGAGCAUCUGAGGGGACGGCGGGCUUGUCCUUCCUGCGCUCUCCUCUCCCCGCUUGCUCCCAGCAGGGUGGUGGCACGUGUGGAGUCAGGGCAGGAAUGCCAGCUGAGGGGAGGGCACUGAGCACCCCGUGGGGCGCUGGGUCCUCAGCUGGGCUCUGCUGGGUUGGCUUUCAAGCACUGGGAAGGAUAUGGAUCAAGAGGAGCUGCCUCACCAGGAAAACAAAGACAAGUCACGGCACCGCAGCACAUCUCAACUCCAAAGUGCCACCCUGGCCACAGGUAUCGCCGGGGUGGCUCCCCCGUGUCACCCUCGGGGCUGGUUGGCUUUGGGGCUCUGCCCCUGCACGGGUGGAUGCACAUGGACACAGGGGGUGACCUCAGGAGGGGCCGAGGCCACGGGUGUGUGAUAAGAUGGAGAUGCACUGACCCGGUGGGAGCUGCCAGUGAGCUCCUGCCAUCGACCUGCCCAGCAGACCAGGAUGUUUGGGGUCGCGUUUUGCCUGGGGUAUCAGUUCCUCCCUUGCCCCCCCCGAAGACUCCCUGUGCUGUGUGACCGCACUGUUGGCAGCAGCCGCCCCACCCGAGGGGGGCACUCCAGGAUGGAGGCGACUCACCCUCUGGAAGCAGCUCUGCCACCUCGGCAGCCCCUCCGGUCACACCACGCUCCUACCCUGCCAUCUCCCGCUGCAGGAGAGCCCUUGCCUUCCUCCUGCCGUGACGUCACCUGCCCGCAGAUUUUUCUCCUCGGAUGGAGGAUUUCCCCCCUUUCCCUCCCCAGUGGCCCCUGCCC